Amphimedon queenslandica is the source of this 1701-nucleotide messenger RNA. Its product is annotated as putative metal chaperone YciC. NCBI's taxonomy places the organism in Eukaryota, Metazoa, Porifera, Demospongiae, Haplosclerida, Niphatidae. The transcript has a single exon. The coding region runs from base 89 to 1621 and encodes 510 amino acids. The record is from RefSeq and is a predicted model, not a curated record.
CAAGGCGUGGCUUCAAUUAAUAAAACCAUUGAAGUCAUUUUCUCUUUCUAGUCUCUAAUUUCUCCUCCAUUUUUAGUUCAUUCAGACUAUGGAAGAGUCCAGAUGCAAUCUUUACAUGCACAGGGAAGCUCUUGCUUGGGCUCCAAAGAAGAAGCGGCUUCCUGUGACCCUAGUGACUGGAUUCUUGGGCUCUGGUAAGACCACCCUCCUCACCCACAUACUCAACAACAAGGAGAAUCUCAAGAUUGCAGCUGCUGUUAAUGACUUUGCCUCUCUUAACAUUGACGGUCAAAUAGUUCGUGGGGUUGUGGGUGGGAAAGAAGGCGUGGUCGAACUCUCAAAUGGUUGUCUCUGCUGCUCUGUAUCUGGCGAGUUUCGUAAAGCCGUCUGGGCGUUACUACAAGACGCCGACAUUGGAAAAAUAGAUUAUCUUGUUGUGGAAACGAGUGGAGUGAGCGACCCACUACAGACGAUAUCAGCACUAGAAGAAGAGUAUGGACAAAUGUACCGAGUAAGACUAGACGUGGUAGUGACAGUAGUUGAUACGGACUAUCUCUCCUCAAGACUUAAAGACGACUCUCUCUCUCGCUCCGUUGCUGCUGACAGCCAAUUGAAAUGUGCCGACGUUGUUUUGCUAAAUAAACGAGACCUUGUUUCCGAGGAAGACCUUGAAAUGGUUAAGAGUUAUCUUUCUUCCCUCGUCCCUGGCGUUUCCAUUUAUCCUUGUCGCUAUGGUGCAGUCCCCCUUCACUGGAUACUGGAGGUCAGUGAAGUACCAAAAGGACCUCAACUUGUCUCGCAUGAGAGAACUUCCUCCGCCUACACAAUCAGUGCAGUGGGUGGAGUCAAGAAUGUUGCUAGGAAAGGACGAGAUCUAAGCGGGCAUGGAAAGAAUCAUUUAUCAGCUGAUGAGUUCCAGUCAAUUGUUUUCGAAAGUUCUUCCCCUUUUUCGUUAUCGUUAUUUCAAGGGUUUUUGGGUAAUGGAUUCCCAGAGGGUGUGGCUCGCAUGAAAGGGACUGUUUGGUUUAGCGAAGCCCGUUCAUGUCUCUACUCCUUUCACAUGAGUGGUAGGAACCGCUACGAGAUCACACCCCAAGAAACUGGACUAGGAGGACCUCCAAAAGUUGAAUUGGUAGCUAUUGGAAAAUCCGGUAACAUGGAUAGGGUUUUUAAAUCAUUGGAAAAUUGUGUACAGAAUAAGCAGCUGCCAUCGUCAAUGGAAGAGGACGUUAAAGAUAGACACAAAACUGUAUGCAAUUUGAUAAAGGCUCACGAUUAUUUUAUUUUAGAGGAGGAAGAGCAUAGUGACAUUAGUGAUUUCUCUUAUGUUGAUUUCCGUGUGUCUGGUUGCAUUGAUUAUGGAGUGACUGAGGAGGAAGCAAAAGGAUUCCACGGGAUUAAUUUCGACAAAAUGAACAGAGAAGUUUCCCUCAGGCUGAAUGGAUCAAGCGAAACCGUCAGUUUACUGCCGGUACUACUCUCAAACGGGACACAGGUAUUAAGGCAUUCUGUAGCAAAGGGAGCUGGUUUUGAAGAAACAUGGCGUGUACUGAUUCCUAUAGCAGAAAAGGUUGUCAGCGAGACGUUCAAAUCAGUUGGUGUCUGCAAAUGUGGACGAUAAAGUGGAUAAUGAAUUCAAAUUUUGGUGCAAAGCACACCUGACCUGUUAUAAAUUUAUUAUUACUAUAUUUAGAUAAUAUU